GAUGAUGAAUGAAGGUGAGGAUAUGAACAAUUUUAUGAUAAAGAAUAAGAUAAAUUUGACAAAAGAAAAAAAUGAGAGUAUUAAAAAUAUGAAAAGAUUGAUUUUAAAACACCCAGAUAUAUUUGUAAAGACUUCGAUAGUUUCUAGGGAAUUAAAAAAGAACAUAGAAGAGAAUGAACAUAUUUUUGAUGAUAUAAAAAAAUGUUAUGAAUAUAUGAAAGGGAUAUUUGAGAGUGAUGAAUUUGUUGAGUAUGUAAAGGAAUUAAAAUAUGUAUGUGAUAAUAAUAAUGUGGAAAAUAAUAAUAUCGAAAAUAAUAAUGUGGAUAAUAAUAAUGUGCAAAAUAAUAAUGUGGAAAAUAAUAAUGUGGAAAAUAAUAAUAUCGAAAAUAAUAAUGUGGAUAAUAAUAUUGAUGAUAACAAACAUAUUGAUGGUAAGAUACCAUUUUUUUAUAAUGAUAGUAAUAAUUUUAUUGAGUGUAACGAUUUUAUAAAUAAUAAUAUAAGCUUUAUAUUAAAUAUUCCUUUUAUGCUUUAUAAGAAUAAUGAAAAGAAUAACUUUAAAGGAUGCAUAAAAUAUAUAAAAAUGAGUAUAUAUAUAAAUAUGUUUUUAAAUAAAUAUUAUAAAUAUGUUAAUUAUAAAGAUAUUGGUUUAUUAAAAUAUUUAAAGGGUUAUCAAAAACGUGUGAUGAAACAAGUUGAAAAAAUUACAGAACAUAUAUAUAAUGUAAUUAUGAAAAGUGAUGUUAUAGAAACUUUAAAAGAAUGUCUAUUAUAUAUAUGUGUUGUGUAUGAUUAUUAUAAGUUUUAUAAAAAAGACGAUAAUAUGGAUUCUAUAAAAAAUGUAUUAAAUAAUAAUAUAUGUGAUUAUAAAAGUAUAUAUAUUAAUAAUGAAAUAUAUAAUUUGAAUACUACUGAAUAUUAUAAUGAAUAUAUAAAAAAUACUUUUCUUAUGAUUAAACACUAUAAUAUAAUAACAUCUGUUAAAAAAUAUAUAAACAAACAUACGAAUCAUAUUCAUGAUUAUAUAAAUGUUUAUGAUAUAAUAAACUUCUUUCAGACACAAAUAAAUAAAUUAAUAAAUAUGUAUGAAUCCAUAUUUACUGGAAUGGAUAAUUAUUUAUAUAAACAUAUAAUAUAUAUAUAUUAUUUUUCUGUUUGUCUUAUAAAUAUAAAAAUAAAAAAUAAUAAUUUUGUAACACAUAACCAGUUAUCUGAUGUAAAUAAAAAGGAUAUAUAUAUAUUAACCAAAAUGAAUCAGUAUAUAUUAAAUAAUAAAAAAAAUAAUGAUCAUAUUAAUAAAUAUUAUAUUAAUGAGCAUGUCGUGGAUUAUCAAGAUAAUAUACAGAACAUGACGAAUUUUUCAUAUGGUUGUAAUUCUAGCGAUAUGGACGAUUUUUUUUUGAAUACUUUUAACAUUGCGCAGACAAAAGAUGAAAAGGUAGAAGAAAAUAAUAAUAUAAAGAAUGUAUAUAUGCUUAAUAAUAAUAUGAACAAAAAAAAAACGUGUAAUGAAUUUUAUCCAGAUCUUCACUUUAAUAAUAUGAAAUAUCCAUUUUUAAAUAUUAAUAGUUGCCUAUUUAAUUAUAUGUAUUACUACGUUAUUUUGAAAAAAAGUAAAGACAUAAACGGAAUAGAUCCUUUUAAUGACAUAUAUAAAUGUGAUGAAGAAGCUGUAGAUAAUAAUAAAUAUAUUUAUAAUAAUAAUAAUAAUAAUAUACCUUCUGAUCAUUAUGAUCAUUAUAAUAAAGAUGAGCAUGUUAAUGUUCAAAAAAAAAAAAAAAAAAACAAAAAAAAAGGUAAAACAUCCUACUUAGAUUAUCAUAUAAAUGAAAAAAGUAAUAUGUUUGUUACGUAUGAUUAUGAAUAUAAAGACAUGUUAAAAAAUCAUAAUAAUUUUAUUGAUAUAUUAUAUGAAGAAGAAAGAAAAAAGAAAAAUCAAAGAAAAAUAAAAAGAAAUAUACAAAUAAAAAAAACAAAUUAUAAUAAUCAAGAAAAUCAUUACAGCUGUAAAUAUAAUGAAGGUGAAGAGUAUUAUCAUAAUAAACCAAUAAACUUCAUUAAUUCUAAUAAUAAUGAAAUAAAGAAAAAAUGUUAUAAUGAAUACAUAUCAAUUCAAAAUAUGAUAAGGAACUAUAAAAUUAAAGAAUCAAUAUUAAAUUUAUUUGAAUAUAGAAAAAAAGUUGAAAAAAAUAAAUCAUAUGAAUCUAAAAUUUAUGAACAAUUAGAUGUUUCAAUAAUAUUUCCAAACAUUUUAAAUAAAUUAUUUCUUGUUUAUAUUAAUAAUUUUUUACAAAAGAAUAAUUUUUUUUUUUUUCAAAAUGUAUUAUUAUUAUUUUCAAAUAUCCAACAAAAAAUCCAAAACAAAACAACUACUAUGAAUAAUACAAAACAUAAUAUUCAAGUUUUGUAUGAACAUAUAAAAGAUGAACAAAAUAGAUUCAUUCAUACAUAUCAUGAUGAUUUCUUAUCUAUUACAAAAUUUAAUAUAGUAAAUCAACAAAAAGAAAAUAAUAUAAAAAUCAAUACAGAUAUAUGUAAAGACAAUAUAUAUAUGGAAAAAAUAAGCACCUAUUAUGAACAUCCGUUUUUAAUUACUUAUUUUUAUAAUCUUCUUUUUCUAUUAAAAAAUAUAAAAUCUUAUAUAGAUACAUCUUUAUCUUAUGUAAUCAUAAAUUUAUUUGAAAAUUCAUAUACAAAUUUAAUACAUACAAUUAUUAUCAUAUUUAUAACUAAUCAAAAUGUUUUCUUUACAUCACCGCUUUUACAAUAUUUGUUACAAUUUUUUUUUUUGUUGAUAUUUCCUUUUUCUUUUUAUUUUCUCUCGAAUAUAUUUAAGGCAGACUUUGGCUCUUCAACGGAAAAAAUCUUUAAGGUGCUAUCCAGCUACGGGACAUCCUUAUGA
Plasmodium reichenowi is the source of this 2902-nucleotide messenger RNA. RefSeq lists its product as hypothetical. The annotation marks the transcript as partial. The transcript has 2 exons. The record is from RefSeq and is a predicted model, not a curated record. Lineage: Eukaryota; Apicomplexa; Aconoidasida; Haemosporida; Plasmodiidae.